GGAGGGCGACACCUUCCCUCAAGGCAUCCCAUGAAGAAGAUAAAGAGUGGCAAGAUGGCGUCGCAGUAUUACCAAGAAAUGCAGGAGAGCUUCAGAAAUAACAACAAAAGUCGGGAAUUCCCGGCUCAUACAGCCAAAGUACACUCCGUGGCGUGGAGCUGCGAUGGAAGGAGGCUCGCCUCCGGCUCGUUUGAUAAAACUGCCAGCGUUUUUAUCCUGGAAAAGGACCGCUUGGUGAAGGAGAACAACUACAGAGGACAUAGUGACAGUGUGGAUCAGUUGUGCUGGCAUCCAACCAACCCGGAUCUGUUCGUCACUGCGUCUGGAGACAAAACCAUUCGCAUAUGGGACGUGCGCACCACCAAAUGUGUCGCCACAGUCAACACAAAGGGUGAGAACAUUAAUAUCUGCUGGAGUCCCGACGGUCAGACAAUCGCAGUCGGGAACAAAGACGAUGUUGUGACCUUUAUCGAUGCCAAGACGCACCGCUCCAGGGCUGAGGAGCAGUUCAAGUUCGAAGUGAACGAGAUCUCCUGGAACAACGACAACGACAUGUUCUUCCUCACCAACGGGAAUGGCUGCAUCAAUAUUCUCAGUUAUCCGGAUCUGAAGCCCAUCCAGUCCAUCAACGCUCACCCGUCCAACUGCAUAUGCAUCAAGUUCGACCCCACGGGGAAAUACUUUGCCACAGGAAGCGCUGACGCUCUCGUUAGUCUGUGGGACGUGGAGGAGCUGGUGUGUGUCCGCUGCUUCUCCAGACUGGACUGGCCAGUGAGGACGCUGAGCUUCAGCAAUGACGGGAAGAUGUUGGCCUCCGCGUCUGAGGAUCAUUUCAUUGACAUCGCAGAGGUGGAAACAGGUGAGAAGCUGUGGGAGGUUCAGUGCGAUUCCCCAACGUUCACAGUCGCCUGGCACCCAAAGAGACCCCUGCUGGCAUACGCCUGCGACGACAAGGAGGGCAAAUAUGACAACAACCGAGAGGCAGGCACAGUUAAACUGUUUGGCCUUCCCAACGACUCGUGAGGAGCUUCAGCUCGUCUGUUGGCAGGAGUGAAAUGUUAAAAAGAGGAACUGCAGUAACCAUCUGACACCAGCAGGUGGUGCAACUUUCCUUACUUUGCUCUGAAUCGGCUGAUGUCAUUCCCUGGUUGUUUUUAUACAGUACAAACUCAUAGCUGUAAAAUAUUUUCAUGUAACAUAAA
This is a messenger RNA of Poecilia latipinna (sailfin molly), 1202 nucleotides long. It is a transcript of the gene thoc3, whose product is annotated as THO complex 3. The record is from RefSeq and is a predicted model, not a curated record. The transcript has 6 exons. Bases 31 to 1023 code for a protein of 330 amino acids. Lineage: Eukaryota; Metazoa; Chordata; Actinopteri; Cyprinodontiformes; Poeciliidae. Gene Ontology annotation, molecular function: protein binding. Gene Ontology annotation, cellular component: THO complex part of transcription export complex. Gene Ontology annotation, biological process: mRNA export from nucleus.